AUGUUUAACUUGCUUCCUCUUCCCUUCGCCAUCCGUCCGAACCACGUUGCUUGCCUCAUCACAUCUUCUUUUACUGCUCAGAAAUUAUUUACAGAUUUAUGGCCCGGCUGCUCUUCUGUCGCCUCACAAGCCUAUCCAGAACCUUUGAGUAUGCAUAUGGGAUGGAGAGGAAACACAGCCGCCCUCUUGAGUUGCCAUGCCUAUUGGAGGGUUGAGUGGGCCAGAUCACCACUCGUGUCACCAGCCGAGCAGGCAUCUCUUGCUCUCCGUUCAACCGAUGACUGCUUGGGGAAGGUGAGCUGUGGAAGAGCGGCCCAGCGUCUUCUGCCUGCUAAGGCUGUAGGCUCGGCACGCGAGUCAGCAUCAACUAAGCUGCGUGUACUUUUUUGGGCCUCUUUCAUUUCAUUUCAUCCAAUUCACCAUCCCCGAGGUUUUUCACGUCCGCCAGACAAACAACGGACACAGAAACGGAAGGUGACAAUAACCCGGCUUUUAAUCAAAGAACAACGCCACAUGCGCGCCUGA
Molecule: messenger RNA, 525 nt
Organism: Protopolystoma xenopodis
Lineage: Eukaryota; Metazoa; Platyhelminthes; Monogenea; Polystomatidea; Polystomatidae
Source: the annotation of a GenBank genome assembly